Nerophis ophidion (straightnose pipefish) is the source of this 1082-nucleotide messenger RNA. It is a transcript of the gene etfbkmt, whose product is annotated as electron transfer flavoprotein subunit beta lysine methyltransferase. The record is from RefSeq and is a predicted model, not a curated record. Lineage: Eukaryota; Metazoa; Chordata; Actinopteri; Syngnathiformes; Syngnathidae. The transcript is spliced from 3 exons. Gene Ontology annotation, biological process: peptidyl-lysine trimethylation. Bases 254 to 1030 code for a protein of 258 amino acids. Gene Ontology annotation, molecular function: protein-lysine N-methyltransferase activity. Gene Ontology annotation, cellular component: mitochondrial matrix.
AUGUGAAUGUGUCCCACGUUUCUACACGACGACGGACUACAUGCGCAACAUUGUCCCGUCUACUAUUUACUAUUUUGUAAGGCAGCCAUCAAAGAGCGGCGUUGAAGAGUUCGUAUGUUCAUAUGGAGUGACUUUAUAGCCUAAUAUAUAACACUAAUCAUUAUUUAGUAUCAUUCAUCCAUCCAUUUUUUACCGCUUGUCCCUUUCGGGGCCGACUCAUAAUGGUUAGCAUAGCAGCAAGAUUAGCUUUAGGAUGUUAAAACUUUUAAGCACUCGCAGGCUGGUUUGUCAUUUAAAGUCACUGAAGGCGACAAAGUGUUCCCACAGCAAGUUUGUGACUGAGGACUCUGUUAGGAGCUUUAUUUUGGAAAACACCGAGACUGUUGAACAACAUCACCUGACACCAGAGGUCAAGUUAAGACUUUUCACCUCAAACUGUCGAUAUUGGCAUGAAAAACCUGAGCUUUGGCCUUUUGAUGAGCCAUACUGGGCCAUCUACUGGCCAGGAGGACAGGCUCUUUCUAGGUAUCUCCUGGACAAUCCUGGAGUGUGUAAGGGAAAAUCGGUCUUGGAUCUGGGAAGUGGCUGCGGAGCUUCAGCCAUCGCUGCAAAACUGUGUGGUGCCGCCUGUGUCGUCGCUAACGACAUUGACCCCGUCGCCGUUCUUGCGACCUGCAUGAACUUUGAGCUCAACGGCCUGGACUCGCCCGUCGGUGUGACGGAGAACAUGAUCGGUUCGGAGCCUGGCAGGUAUGACCUGAUCCUCCUUGGCGACAUGUUCUAUGAUGAGGUCCUUUCCCGGAGCCUCUACACCUGGUUGGAGCAGUGCGUGGAAACCAACAACAGCCAAGUUCUCAUUGGAGACCCUGGCAGAGACCAGCUUGAGGAGAGCGGAAGGUUCUUGCAGAAGCUUGCCCAUUUUGAGCUGCCUAAGUCUGUACAAGAAGAGAACUAUGGUUUUACCUUCACCAGUGUUUGGCGCUACCAUCCUCAACUGUCCCAAAACCCUUUACAACGAAAGACUCAGUGAUGAUUACUGUAAGGUUCCUUAUGUUUACCGAAUAAAAUAUAGAAACACCAAA